Molecule: messenger RNA, 831 nt
Organism: Solea solea (common sole)
Lineage: Eukaryota; Metazoa; Chordata; Actinopteri; Pleuronectiformes; Soleidae
Product: barH-like 1 homeobox protein
Exons: 3
Coding region: 112-831 (239 amino acids)
Biological process (GO): regulation of DNA-templated transcription
Molecular function (GO): DNA binding; DNA-binding transcription factor activity, RNA polymerase II-specific
Source: RefSeq, a predicted model, not a curated record
CUCAGUCUUCUUUUGUUGAUUUAACUCAGUCAAUGUGAUGAUUUUUUGUUUUUACCUCCGGACUCUAAACUUUCUACUGAGCAUCUGAACUGACUCUGAGUUGGGUCGGAGAUGGAGGUUUCUGCCUCUAGGUUCCUCAUCGACUCCCUGCUUUCCUUUAGGCCGCCUGGCGCGCUCUUCUCCCGGUCAGACUCUCCGGGACUCGGUCCGGACAGCGGCAGGUGCUCGGCGCCUCCUUCCACGCGGAGAGAGGUCGUUUCCCGGUUAGAUUCUCCCCUGCUGCCCGCUAAGCUGCAGCUCCGUUCCGCUGGCUCGUCUUUUCUGAUCCGGGACAUUUUAGCAGACUGUGUUUACUCUGACCCGGGACAGAAUGGAGAGGAAGCCGAGCUGUUCCAGUCCGGAGCGGAUGAAGACAGAAGCGCGAGCUGCUCUUCUUCAGACAGUGAGUCCAGAGUGCAGGCAGCAGCUCGUCAGAAGAAGCCUCGUAAAGCUCGAACAGCAUUCAGUGACCAGCAGCUGUCCAGGCUGGAGACAAGCUUCCAGAGACAGAAGUACCUGAGUGUCCAGGAGCGGAUGGAGCUGGCCACGUCUCUGCAGCUCAGUGACAUUCAGGUCAAGACUUGGUACCAGAACAGGAGGACCAAAUGGAAGCGACAGUCGACUGCAGGUCUGGAGCUGCUGGCUGAAGCCAGCAGGAUGUUCUUGCCCACACACUACCUGUACCCUCCUGCCACACCUUCAGUGGACCUAUACCUGUACAGAGGCCACAACCACCAUCGCCACCACACGACCCUGCCCCUGCUACCCCACAGUGAUUUACGUCCACGCUGA